AUGAAGUCAAUGGCUGUGAAUGCUAUCAAUAAAAAGUUAACAAUGGAUGAGAUUGUGGCUCAGGCGUGGGUCUUCUUUCUGGCCGGCUCUGAGACCACAUCCAAUACAUUGGGUUACGGCUCAUACGAGUUGGCACUCAAUCCACAUAUUCAGGACCGACUGUACGAUGAGGUAAUGUCUUCGGUGGACUCGGAGGGAGAGAUCAGUUACGACGAGUUGGCAAAACUCCCACUUCUGGACGCCGUUAUCUCCGAGACUCUACGCCUAUACCCAUCGGUCGUACGCCUCGAUCGUAAGGCCAAAGUCGACUAUAAGUUGGCCGACACUGGGAUCACAAUAGAAAAGGGAAAAUGCGUUGAAAUACCGGUCUAUGCUAUACAUCACUCGGAAGAGUAUUAUGAAAAUGCCCACCAAUUUGACCCUGAUAGAUUUAUGCCACAAAACAGGCAUAAACUCGUUGCCUACACAUACCUGCCUUUCGGCGCCGGUCCUCACAAUUGCAUUGGUAUGAGGUUUGCGUUAAUGGAAGUGAAAUUGGCUUUCGUUCACAUUAUACAGAGAUUUCGUUUCGUUCGUACGGAACAGACGUCCGUUCCCUUAGAGUAUAGGAAAGCCGUCCCAUUCCUGUCGGCCACUAGUGUUGUGGUCGGCAUUCAAAAGAGAUAA
Medioppia subpectinata is the source of this 666-nucleotide messenger RNA. The record is from the annotation of a GenBank genome assembly. Lineage: Eukaryota; Metazoa; Arthropoda; Arachnida; Sarcoptiformes; Oppiidae.